CGUACACUUUACUUCACAGGCUUUCCUCCUCGAACGACAUAUGAAGAUUUGGUGUCAGUGAUCAGAGGUGGGAAACUGCUCAGCAUCAACUUGCGUUCGGAGAAGAGUGCCACUGUGACCUUUCUGGACGGUGCGGCCGAAUACCUCGCAUGGGCCAAGCGGAACGACGUGUACAUUCAUUCAAAGCGUAUCGAAGUUCGAUGGGCAGAACGCCAAUUCCGCCUGAACAACCACAUCGCCCACAAAAUCACCAACGGAGCCACUCGCAACAUCCGCAUUCGUGGAGCCGCGGACAAAGGUCUGACUGAAGAUGUCAUACGGGACGACAUGGAGCACAUUCACAAUCUGAUCAUCAUCUCUGUUGACUUCCGCAAAGGUGAUGCGUUCGUGUCGACCAACUCUGUUCACAAUGCCCUCUUUGCCAGGACUUGCAUGAUGAGUCGGAGUUCUUACAAAGGUUGUAAGAUCGAGUUCUACCCGGAUGAAUGCGAUGUUCCGCUUCCAGCUCGCAACCAGCAUGUCAAGAACGGAGGCCGAGAGCCUGACGCACGGAACACGUCGCUGGCUAAUCGAUUCGAUAUGCUUGAUAUCGACGGCACCUGCUCUUCUGAUGACGAG
Molecule: messenger RNA, 618 nt
Organism: Zymoseptoria tritici IPO323
Lineage: Eukaryota; Fungi; Ascomycota; Dothideomycetes; Mycosphaerellales; Mycosphaerellaceae
Exons: 2
Molecular function (GO): nucleic acid binding
Source: RefSeq, a predicted model, not a curated record